Onychostoma macrolepis is the source of this 2329-nucleotide messenger RNA. It is a transcript of the gene malt3, whose product is annotated as MALT paracaspase 3. Gene Ontology annotation, biological process: proteolysis. Gene Ontology annotation, molecular function: cysteine-type endopeptidase activity. Lineage: Eukaryota; Metazoa; Chordata; Actinopteri; Cypriniformes; Cyprinidae. The record is from RefSeq and is a predicted model, not a curated record. The transcript has 15 exons. Bases 247 to 2169 code for a protein of 640 amino acids.
AGCCAAACUCUAUCGCAGCAUGUUGAAUGUCCAGACGUCGAUACAGCUGACGCUCUGUGUUUGUUUGCAUGACGGGUUUUAGGAGGGGAGUGUGAUAUAAGUCGCAGUCAGCCGUCAUUCACAGCUCACAGCACACAGCAAUGAGCACUAGGACAGGUGGUAAAAUUCUGAAAUGACUGACUACCUUAAGAGUGCAGCACUAUUGCGGUCUAGGCCCUUACACACUAAAGAGUAGCGCCGACAGUCAUGAGAACUGAAGUUGUUAUUCUGCAGCAGCCGAUGUCUGUGUGUGUACCACCAAACCAUGAGGUGACUUUAAGAGUUGAAGCAAUAGGCUCUGGUGCAUUGAAGUAUCAGUGGUUUGAUAAACAACAGACAGAGGUGGCAGGUGGGACGGAGCCCGAGCUCACCGUCUCUCUCCAGAGAUCUGGAAAAUAUAUUUGCCGAGUGAGCGACCUGUACUGUAACUAUCAGUUCACAGAAUGGGUAAAAGUGAGAAUCCUAGAUGAAUCAGGUGUUUCUCGCACAUGGAGAGGGGAACCCCAUAUAGUCGUUCACCCAAUAAGCCAAACAGUAAAACCAGGGGAGACUUUCACUCUUAAAUGCACAGCUUUAGGCAAACCUGCGCCUGCCUACCAGUGGUACAGAAAUGGUCGCAUCCUUCCUAAACAAACCACAGAAACACUUAGGAUAGAAAAUGCCAGUGCAGACACUGUGGGCUCAUACCUCUGUGCUGUGUCAAAUAUUGUGGAGGAGAGAUGGUCAGAAGCAGCUGAGAUUGAGAUUGCACCUCCAGAUCAACAACCAACGCCCACGCUUAUGGCAACCGACAAAGUGGCAUUACUGAUUGGGAACCUGAACUACAAUCACCAUCCUGGUCUGAUGGCCCCCACCAUGGAUGUUCAUGAGCUGGCCAAUCUUCUGCAACAGCUGGGCUUCAGAGUGGUCUCUCUGCUUGAUCUCACCCUUCAGGAAAUGCAGGCUGCCAUUGACAAGUUCUUGCAGCUCUUGGACCAUGGGGUGUAUGCUGUUUUUUACUACGCUGGCCAUGGCUACGAGCACUCCGGCAGAAAUUACCUGGUGGCCAUUGACGCUCCACGACCCUACCGUACAGAAAACUGUGUGUGCGUACAGAGAGUGAUGCACAGUAUGCAGGAGAGAAAAGCCCAGCUCAACGUCAUUCUCCUGGAUACCUGUAGGAAAUGGUACAAACAAAAAGGUCCUCCCUCUGAAAUUAAGCCUUUGGCUCCUCUGGGAAACACUGUGUAUGGAUACGCCACGAGUGAAGAUGCAGAGGCUUUUGAGGUCCAGGAUGGUGGCAAGAGCACAGGGAUCUUUACCAAGUAUCUGAACAAACAUGUCUUAAAGCCAGAGAGGGUGACCCAUGUCUUGGAGCUGGUCUCUGAGGAUCUGGGUAAGGACCCACUGGUGCGUGGCAGGCAGGUAGUAGAGAUCAGACACACUCUUGCAGAGCCACGGGCUUUGACCGAUCCCGUGCGAACAUCUGGACACACCAUGGAGCUUCGCCGGCGGGAUGCUUGUUGGAAACAGGCUAAUGUUCUUCCUGGCCGAAGGUCUCUGGACUUUCCAUAUUGUGGUGUUAAGGUGGAGCUGAGUUUCUCAGCCCUGUUCUCCAAUGUCCUGGUUGUGUUUGGUACAGUGAGGAACACAAGCACUAAGGCCCAGGACUGCACUCUGAUUCUUGAGAGUGAACCACAAAUGCAGGACAUUUUCUCAGGUUCUGGUAGAUCAGAAGAAAUGGACAGUCUGCUUGUGAACAGCGGUGAAACUCCUGACUGCACCCUCAGAUUAUGUUGCCUUCAAAGACUCCAGGGAUCUCUGGUGAUCAAAGUGACACUUCACUACACCCACACACAAACUAAAGAACGUCUCACUGUGAGCAAAGAGCUGGACAUAGGCAGGCCUCUCAUUGCCUGCUGCAAGAUGAAUCAGAUGAGACCAGUGGACAGGAGACAAGAGAGUCGUGUCCAUGCUGUGGACCACAUGUCCAGUAUAAGAUAUCCUCAUCAUCAGAACCAUCCUCGACCUGGUCGACCCUACACACGCAAGGCUGAGAACCGAUUACAGAGUUCAGCCAAAUCCACUUCCAUGAGCAGCAAUGAACCAGAGGAGAAUGAUGAAAAUGACUCUAAUGAAUUCACUAUGUGAUGUUCCUUCCUUUUACGAACACACCGUAAGGCAUUGUUUUGAUGCAACAAAGGAUUUUUCUUACAUUAAUUGUUUACUUUUUGCUUACUAAUUACCAGUUGCGAUACAGUAAAUGUGUGUGUGAGAGAGAGAGAGAGAGAGAGAGAGAGAAAGAGAGAGA